UCAGGAACUUAUAUGAAAUAAGCAAAAUGAGUGGUCUUAGACAGCCUAGUUUCGAACUGGUUCCUGGAGAACAUUUAGCCAAGCUGCUUAAUGCUCAAGCCCUCAUAUGGAACCGCAUUUUCAACUUCAUAAACUCCAUGUCCCUUAAAUGUGCAAUUCAGCUUGGUAUACCUGAUAUCAUCCACAACCACGGAAAGCCCAUGACUCUUUCUGAGCUCCUUGUAGCACUCCCUAUCCACCCAACAAAAGCUUGUAAUGUUUCUCGUCUCAUGCGCAUUCUGAUCCACUCUGGCUUCUUUGUUGCAGAAAAAAUAAUCGGAAAUGACCAAGAAGAAAGGUAUGCACUCACUGAUGCUUCCAGGCUCCUGCUCAAGGACAAUCCCUUGAGUGUUACCCCAUUCUUAAUUGCCAUGCUCGAUCCUGUUUUGACAAAGCCUUGGCAUUUUCUGACCGCAUGGUUCCAAAAUGAAGAUCUUACGCCGUUUGAUACGGCACAUGGAAAGAAGUUUUGGGAUUAUGGGGGCCAUGACCCAAAGCUUAACCAUCUUUUCAAUGACGCUAUGGCUAGUGAUGCUCGCUUGGUGAUGAGCGUGGUGAUCGAUAAGUGCAGCGCAGUGUUCAGUGGAUUGGAAUCAUUGGUUGAUGUUGGUGGCGGUACAGGAACUGUGGCCAAGGCCAUUGCCGACGCAGUCCCAAGUAUGGAGUGCACGGUGCUUGAUCUCCCACAUGUAGUUGCUGGCUUGGAAGGGAGUAAGAAGUUGAAGUAUAUUGGAGGGGACAUGUUUGAGGCAGUUCCUCCUGCAGAUGCAAUCUUGCUUAAGUGGAUAUUGCAUGACUGGAACGACGAGGAAUGCAUUAAAAUACUUGGAAGAUGCAAAGAGGCAAUCACGAGCAAUGACAAGAAAGGAAAGGUGAUAAUCAUUGACAUGAUAGUACAGAACCAGAAAGAAGAUGAUGAGGAGUCGAUUGAGACGCAGCUAUUUUUUGACAUGGUGAUGAUGGUAAUGGCCACUGGAAAAGAGAGAAACGAGAAAGAAUGGGCAAAGCUGUUUUUCGAUGCUGGUUUCAGUGACUACAAGAUAACCCACAUACUGGGUUUAAGGUCUCUCAUUGAGGUUUAUCCUUAAAUUAAUGGCUAGCUCUUCCAAGAGUGAAAAACUGUGUGCAUGCCGAGGAUAUAUACAUUAUUAAGGAAAAUUCUAUAUUACCAUACUAUCAUUUCAUUUGCAUUCCACUAAAUAAGAUGUGUCAUUUAUCACCUUUAAAUGAUCAUUUAUUACAUACUUUUUUAUCAUCAAAUAGUAAUAAAUGCCCCACAUCAUAUAUAAUAAGAUGCAAGUAAGAUAGUGGUGUGGUGUAUAACAUUACUCUAUUAUUAAUAUAGUACUAUUGCAUGUCUUAUAUAUAUUUGCCCUUCAUCUGUAUAUGCCUGUGUGCACUAUAUAUACGUUAUCAAAGUGGCCGGCUUGCUUUCUCCCACUUUAUAUAAGAAUAAAGAAUGAUCAGUCUUCUUACUUUUA
This is a messenger RNA of Carya illinoinensis, 1520 nucleotides long. Its product is annotated as probable O-methyltransferase 3. The record is from RefSeq and is a predicted model, not a curated record. Lineage: Eukaryota; Viridiplantae; Streptophyta; Magnoliopsida; Fagales; Juglandaceae. The coding region runs from base 27 to 1127 and encodes 366 amino acids. The transcript is spliced from 2 exons. Gene Ontology annotation, molecular function: protein dimerization activity; O-methyltransferase activity; S-adenosylmethionine-dependent methyltransferase activity. Gene Ontology annotation, biological process: methylation.